Molecule: messenger RNA, 2831 nt
Organism: Gossypium raimondii (Peruvian cotton)
Lineage: Eukaryota; Viridiplantae; Streptophyta; Magnoliopsida; Malvales; Malvaceae
Product: MA3 DOMAIN-CONTAINING TRANSLATION REGULATORY FACTOR 1
Exons: 4
Coding region: 273-2420 (715 amino acids)
Biological process (GO): negative regulation of DNA-templated transcription
Source: RefSeq, a predicted model, not a curated record
UCGAUCCCUUCUUUUCUGCCCUCAUCCAUUUCCUGUUUCUAACAGAUUUUCCGACCCGAAACUUGGAUCCGACGACCCUUUUCCUUUGAUCUAGGGCUCCAUUUUCCCUUCUUCUUCACAUCGCCCUUUGUUUUGGUGAACUGGAAUCCCAGCUCCGGUUCUUAGAUCCGGUUUACUCCUGUUUUGGGCUUCAGAUCCGGGCCACAAACAGAAGGGAUCGGGUUACGUCUCUUUUACUUCAUUUCUUUUGGAAUCAGGUUGGUGAAGAGUAAAUGGCAUCAGGUGAGGGAUUUCUUACUGAUGAACAAAGGGAAGUGUUGAAAAUAGCGAGUCAAAAUGCGGAGACUCCUUUACCAUCUCCUAGAUUGUCAUCAUCACCGAAAUCCCCUACUUCUUUGCUUUCCGAUCACCACUUAAAGGAUCCUGCUGGUGGUAAGGCACCAACUUGUGGUGUUGGAGUGAGGCAUGUUCGUCGGUCUCACUCAGGGAAGUUUGUCCGUGUAAAGAAAGAUGGUGCUGGUGGAAAGGGAACAUGGGGGAAACUGCUUGAUACUGACAGGGAAUCACAUAUAGAUCGAAAUGAUCCUAACUAUGACAGUGGAGAGGAACCAUAUCAACUUGUUGGUUCAACUAUUUCUGACCCUCUAGAUGAGUACAAAAAAGCAGUUGUCUCGAUAAUAGAAGAAUAUUUUAGCACUAGCGAUGUGGAAUUGGCAGCAUCCGACCUCAAAGAUCUUGGCUCAAGUGAAUUUCAUCCUUAUUUUAUUAAGAGGCUUGUCUCCAUUGCCAUGGACAGGCAUGAUAAAGAGAAGGAAAUGGCCUCGGUUUUGCUUUCUUCAUUAUAUGCUGAUGUCAUCAGCCCAAACCAGAUUAGGGAUGGUUUUGUUAUGCUUCUCGAUGCUGCGGAUGACCUUGCUGUGGACAUACUGGAUGCAGUCAAUAUCCUUGCUCUGUUCGUAGCUCGUGCUGUGGUUGAUGAGAUACUGCCUCCAGCAUUCCUCACAAGGGCAAAGAAGACACUUCCUGAAUCUUCCAAGGGAUAUCAGGUUCUUCAAACUGCGGAGAAGAGCUAUCUCUCGGCACCCCACCAUGCUGAACUUUUAGAGAGGAGGUGGGGCGGUAGCAUUCAUGUCACAGUUGAGGAAAUGAAGAAAAAGAUUGCUGAUCUUUUAAGGGAGUAUGUGGAGAGUGGUGACACAUUUGAGGCCUGUAGAUGUAUAAGGGAAUUAGGUGUUUCGUUCUUUCAUCAUGAGGUUGUUAAGAGGGCUUUGGUUCUUGCCAUGGAAAUUCAAGCAGCGGAACUGCUAAUGCUGAAACUCCUAAAGGAAGCAGCUGAGGAAGGGUUGAUAAGUUCGAGUCAAAUGGUGAAAGGGUUUGCUCGGUUAGCAGAGAGUCUUGAUGAUCUUGCCCUUGACAUACCAUCUGCGAAAACCUUGUUUCAAUCCAUUGUCCCAAAAGCUAUAUCUGAAGGAUGGCUUGAUGCAUCAUUCACAAAGUCCUCAUGUGAAGAUGGAGAGGGUCAAAGUGAAGAAAAAAGAUUGAGACGGUACAAGGAGGAGGUUGUAACUAUAAUUCAUGAGUAUUUUCUCUCAGAUGAUAUUCCGGAACUCAUCCGGAGUCUUGAAGAUCUAGGGUUGCCUGAAUUUAAUCCUAUUUUCUUGAAGAAGCUUGUCACUCUUGCCCUAGAUAGGAAGAACAGGGAGAAAGAAAUGGCGUCGGUUUUGCUCUCUGCUCUUCACAUUGAAAUCUUUUCAACCGAAGAUAUAGUGAAUGGGUUUGUCAUGCUUCUGGAGUCUGCAGAAGACACGGCCUUGGAUAUUUUGGAUGCUUCGACUGAGCUUGCUCUCUUCUUGGCGAGGGCUGUUAUCGAUGAUGUGUUAGCCCCGUUGAAUCUUGAUGAGAUAGCAAGCAAGUUGUCACCAAAUUGCAGUGGAAGUGAGACUAUCCGCAUGGCACGAUCACUUAUAACCGCACGCCAUGCUGGUGAGCGGCUCCUCAGAUGCUGGGGAGGUGGAACUGGCUGGGCUGUAGAAGAUGCAAAGGACAAGAUAAUGAAGCUCCUUGAGGAAUACGAAAGUGGAGGUGUUGUAGCUGAAGCUUGCCAAUGUAUCCGUGACCUUGGAAUGCCAUUCUUUAACCACGAAGUGGUUAAAAAAGCACUAGUGAUGGCCAUGGAGAAGAAAAACGAUAGGAUGCUGAAUCUGUUACAGGUAUGUUUCGACGAAGGGCUAAUUACCAUUAAUCAAAUGAGCAAAGGCUUCACCCGAGUAAAGGACGGCCUUGAUGAUCUAGCUCUUGAUAUUCCAAAUGCAAAAGAUAAAUUCAGUUUCUAUAUGGAGUAUGCCCAGAAGAAAGGGUGGCUUCUUACAUCCUUCGGGUCAUCUGCAAUGGAAGCUCCACCAAUCGCCACAGCCUCCUGAGAUAUUGAUGUGUUUCUGUCUAUACAGUUUCUCGCGCAUGCUGUUGCUGUUCUGGUACUCUCCAUGCUCAUAGCCGUCUUCAAGUUUGAAUUCCUCAUGUUUUUUCUUUUAAUUCCUUUUUCAGUGGUCAUCCGAUGGGAGAUUCACACAUCCCAGCUAGCCAUUGUAUAAAGUUGGUUCUUUCCGUCUGCUAUAUCGAAAUAGCUUUAGGUUCGUAUUCUAAACAGUGUAGCAUGUUGGUUAGGAAAUGAUAUGAUAUGAUAUGCGUGCUGGUACUUACCAUCAUAUUAUGAUGGCAUAUGAUGGUCAGGAUGAUGGUUGUAUACUUCCAAAAAGGAUCCAUAUUAAUGUAAUGCUCCCAUAUUAAAUCUUUUAAUUGAGAAAGUAAAAAAAAAAAAGUGUUGGGGACGA